Molecule: messenger RNA, 1941 nt
Organism: Prorocentrum cordatum
Lineage: Eukaryota; Dinophyceae; Prorocentrales; Prorocentraceae
Source: the annotation of a GenBank genome assembly
AUGCACGUGGAGGAACUGCCUUCCGCAUCCGAGGUGGAGCUGCUGGCGCCCGAGCCCCGCUCCAGGCCUCGCCGCUGGGCGGCGGUCCUGCCGCUGCUGGUGGCCGCGGCUGGCUUGGCGUUGGUGGUGGCACUCUUCGGCGCACCGCGUGCCAGGAGGACUGCGGUCGCCGUGCGCGGCGCGGAGGUUCUGCAGGAGGAGGGCCAGAGCGACGGCGAGGGCAGCGGCGACGGGAAGGGAGCGCCAGCGUGUGGCAGCCCGGGAGGCGCUUGCCUCGACUCGGGGUGCUGCGUGGACGGUGGCGAGAGCGGUUACCAGUGCUACAAGAAGACGGAUGGAUGGGCGGAGUGCGCGGGCACGUGCGAAGAGGGUCAGGUAACCGACGGCGAGACGGAUGGCACGUACGACCAGUGGGGCACGUUCAAGCCCACCGCAUGGAGCUGCAAGAAGGUCGGUAAGCGCUCCAAGAAGGGCUGCACAUUUUUGAACGAGACUGAAUGCGAUAAGGACCGCUGCGUCUGGAGCCAGCCGCCCGAUGCCCGGUCUGCCUGCUUGCCGAUCUGCGGCCAGAUGCCCGACGAAGGGGCGUGCGGGUCGCAAGCGCACUGCAUGUGGUACGACGGCGUGUGCAAGCCCGGCUGCGGCUCCGAGGACACGUGCCCCACUGACAGGUGCGUGGAGCAGGAGCCAGGACGGGUUGACACCUGCAUCAGGGCCUGCUGGACCUACCGGAGCCAGGACGAGUGCCCGAUGGCGCAGGGCUGCAUCUUCGAGGGCGUCGAGUGCAAGGCAGACCCGUGCUCCUCGCCCGACGAGAGCUGCCUCGAGACCAAGUGCUGCAGCCAGCAGCGCGGCGCUGGGGGGAUGACCUGCUUCUCGAAGGACAAAAACUAUGCCCAGUGCAAGCGCAGCUGCUGGGAGGACGGCUGGGGCUGCGAGGAGCUGGGUAAUCGCACCAAGCUUGCCGCCGGCUGCUCGUGGCCCGGGCAGGACUGCCGGCAGACGAGGCUGUGCUGCCAGGAGGGCUUCGCCUGCGCCGUGAAGGACGAGAUGUUCACGGGGUGCACCCAGACCGAGGAGAAGCACACGUGGGACAGCAAGUCGAUCCCCAUCCCCUCCGACUGGGAUGGCACCGUCCUCGGUGGCAGUCGCGCGGAGUACUCGGUGCCCCCCGCCGGCGACGGCGAGGAGAAGAUGGGCGACGUGCUCUUCUGCUUCAUGGCCUACCUGCCCGACUCGGCGGAGGUGGGUCUUAUGAACCUCGCGAAGGAGCUGAACGCCAGCAUCUUCGCGUGCGACUCCCAUUCCGUCUACGAGUCGUGGGGAUCUGGCUCCGCGGGGUGGGACACCGGCGAGUCCACGAUCACCAACACCGACGUCUUCCUGAACGUCUGGCAGCAGGUGCGCGACGAGGGCAAGUGGCUGGCGGCGGACUGGACCGUCAAGGUCGACCCAGACGCGGUGCUCGUCGCGGAGCGCUUGAAGUGGCACAUCGGGGCGUUGAACGCGCCAGCGUAUAGGCCCAUUUACCUGAAGAACAACGGCAUGGACCCAGGGCUGGGCAACAAUGGUUUCCUCGGUGCCAUCGAGGUCUUCUCGAACGCGGCGGUCGAGAUAUACUUCGACAACUGGGAGGGCUGCAGGGACGCCUACGGCCUCAACACCGGCGAGGACGGAUUCUUCAAGGGUUGCAUGGACUCCCUCGGCGUCGGCUACAUGCUGGACGCUAACAUAUUCAAGCCGGACUUCUCCCCAGGCGGGUGCGCCAACGGCGACAUGGUGGGGUUCCACCCGCUGAAGGAGUGGAGUCAGUGGCGGUGCUGCUGGGACAUCAUCUUGGGCAAGAACAGGAAGGUCGACUUCGGAAAGUGCGACAUGGGCGAGGACGGGAUGGGCCCCGCCGAGGAGCCCCCCGACUACGUCAUGCCGGGCAAGCGGUAA